UCUGAUUGUACAAACCAUUGUUUGGACCUAAGCUACCAAUACAAAAUAUACAUACAUGAUGUAAGGAUGAUUCCGUUAGGACUGGUUUUCUUUGUCCUUAUUCACGGAUCUAAUGGUUACCACAACGACCCUGAACCCUGUACAUCAGAUAAUACCUCUGUGAUUGUAAUCAAUCAAGAAGUCUCCUGUGUUUUCCCACAUCUAAUAUCCAAUAAGUCCAAUGUUUGGAUUCGACCCCAGCUCCCGGAUGGACGACCACUUGUACUAUCGGAUGAAUGUACCUGCGACCUUUCAUGUCCCAUGCUUCUAAACGACACACUACCAAUGGAUGGAACAGAGAGGACAAGCGUGUUCUCCUGUUUUGGACCCUGGAGCUUGAUGGUCAGGAGAUGUGACGGGUUUUUCGUUUUCUACUUGGAUUCUACGACAAAUUUGUAUUCGUGGUUGGGUGAAUCGACAUGUCUUGCUCCGUAUCGAGGAUCAUGCAAGAAAUCAGGAAACCCUGAUACCACAGAUACACCAAAUGUAUGUCCCGAGGUGGGGAGUUUUCACGAGGAGACAGAGGAUAAAACAGGAAUGGAGGCGGUAUUUAAGUGUCAAUUCAAUCCAAUUCCUGGAGAAAUUGUGUACGACGUACAAUGGUAUAUUGACGGUAAACUCCUCGAUAACGCCAAAUUCACAGCGAUCAGUUACAGCAAUAUCAACGAUACAGCAUUACGAACAAGGCACUGGAUGAACAACUUUACUAUGAGUUUUCAGUUAUCCUGCGCUGUAAAAGCUAGGAAUAUGUCAGCUGGGGUAGAGGGAGAUUUUACUGAAAGUUACCCAUAUUUUGCGGGCAUUAAGUCAAGUCAGCUCCAGUAUACUGUGUUUGAGGGGGAGACAAUUCAAAUAAUUCUGGAGGCUACAGUUCCCUUCAGUUGUCCAUCUUCUCUGAGUGACGCCAUGAAAGCCUCCUUCUGUAAGUUCCAAUUCUAUAUCUUGACCCCGGGGGAGGGGCAGUGUGUGAACGGUCUUUCUAACAAUGGAGUAGCCUUCAAGGAUAAUCCUUGUGGAGUAACCUUUGGAUAUAAAGACAAAACGACAUCUAUCAGCGUCACUGGUUAUAUUGACGGAAUGGUCAAUUUUAGAGAGAGGAAAUCCACCUUGAAAAUUAGUUCCACAAGAAAUCCAGUGGACUCCACUGGAAUAUGGAACGGAAUAAAGAUUCCGGACAUCACAGUUAUUGUGAAGGACAAAGACUCCUUGGUAUCGGGUAAGUUCUGUGCUUCCUAUACAGAUCCUCAUCAAAGAACAUUCGGCGGGAGGUACUUCUCCAACCAACGGGCUGGGGAGUUCUUAUUGUAUAGACACAAAACGUUGCCGUAUACGGUGCAUGUUUUGUUUUCUACAUGUGUUUGGGGACGCGCCACGUGUAAUUGUGGUGUCGCUAUAAGAAAUGGCGGGAGCCUCUUUUCGGUUCGCACAUGCGCAGAGAUCUCUACAACAUGGACAAAGACUUUAGCAAUACCAGAGGAAAAAACUGAAUUAUGUAAUGAUAACGAUCUACGCAUUGAAAAAAUUUGGCGCUAUUACACGGUUACUUUUCCGAGCGGUACGGAAGUGUCUUUUUCGAUUUCCUGGUGGGGAAACUGGGUUGGUAGUAUUCGAAUCAGGGCCUCAGUUUCAGACAUCGGGGAAACGGAGGGCUUGUGUGGACCUGCCAACUAUAAUAACACCGACGACUUUAUUCCUAGAAAUGGACAGAGUGCUACAGAUAUAAAUAGUUUUGCAGAAUCAUGGAGAAUACCAUGGAACUCUGCUGAAGAAAGUCUAUUUGUGAAGAACCCCAAACUUUUAUCAGAGUCCUUUUCGUAUUCUUCAAAGAGCACCACAGACAAAGAGAAUUAUUGCACGUGUUCAUCUGAUGAGCCCCUGGAUUCUUACAAUCCAGACUUUGAGUCUCGGAAUCAGGCCCACUGUAACCAGACGACACCAAGCUCUGUGUGUGGAGGUCAGGUUUCCAUGGUGAUUGACACCUCUUCCUGUGGUACUUCCUCACGUCGACGAAAACGCUCAGUUGAAUCAGAUGAUGUCGGGGACUCUACUGUGCUUACUUAUGCCACCGACUACGAUGAAACAGCUGUCUUUAAUGUAAGUGAUUGGAUCAACGAAUGGAACGCCACUUCAGCCAGAAAAUAUUGCAAUGAUGCAUUCUCCUUUGACCCUGCUGUGGAAACCUGUAAUGCACUUGUCAACAUCUCUUCAGAGUCCUAUAUAGACAGCUGUGUAGAGGAUAUCAAGAUGUCUGGUAAUACUACGUGGGUAGAGGAUACGCUGGACACACUGAAAGGGGCGUGUCUUACAGAGGCAAAAAAACAGGAAGUGUUUUAUACUAACACCACCUCUAACUCCUCCUCUGAGCUGUCAAUCAUCCAACUGAUCACAGCCCAACUUUGUCCCUCCAACUGCUCUGGAAAUGGAGAAUGCAAAGAUGCUGUGUGUGUCUGCCAGAACGGGUUUAUUGGAAGUGACUGUUCUGUCCGUGUGUCAGUGCCACCGACUGACUUUUCUUUGCCAUCCAAUGGAAUUUGUGAUACAAGACAACGAUCAUGUCGAAAAACAAACAUUGCUGGCAAAUUCUACUCUGAAAAUGUCCUCGCAAAAUUGCUUUAUUUUGAGAUAGGAGAAAUGGAGCCCUCGGAUUUUAAGUCUGUGACCACAAAUGCCACGUUCCGUCACUUUAACCUGAUCACUGUGACGUUGCCUUCCAUUUCCGAGUCUUCCCGACGUCGACGUCGCUCAGUGACGGACGAUGUACACGGAUGGAAUAUCUCGCUUAGUUAUGACGGCAUAACGUUCAGUGAUCACGUGACUCUAUUGAUGUAUGACAGUCAAAGAUAUUCGUGUGACAUGCAGACUCUAACGUGCCAAAAGAUGAUAAGCGAGGCUGGAUCCUCCUCCAGAUCAGGUCCUGCUGUCAAUAUCCCAGCUAUCGCUGCAACAGGUGUUGCUAUUGUAGCAGUUGCUAUAACUAUUAUUGUCAUUGUUCUCAUCAAAAAGAAAAGAAUUCCAGUAGGUCGCUCCCAGUCUGUGAUAGGUAUACAGAAGGACGAAGGACAGAAUACGGUACCAGGAAAGGAAUCUUUGUGGGUAGGGGGUACAGACUACGUUCAGCCCAUACCGUCCCUGCCCCCAGCUUCCUGUGCUUACCAGCAGAAACGACAACCCACUGAUAUUUCUCUGCAUUUUGAAGAAAAGAAUUAGUUUUUUUUCUAUUACAAAAAGGACGUUCAAUUUGACAAGUCCGGAAUUUGAGAGUGUUUUGUAUCGUUCUGAAUAUAUUAUACAUGUAUACGACUUAGUGACCAAACACUAUAUGACUCAUAACUGUGGUAAAUGAAUUUUGAUAUUUUCUUUUGGGGAAGAUCCGAAGAAUUCAGAUCUCUCCUAAGAUACAGACUUAAAUUUCUCAGCUUUCAUGCAUUUAAAUGUAAAUGUAUAUGUGUCAUUUAUCAUAUUAAAAAUUCUAUCACAAUUAUUAUUAACAGUAACCGCAGUUGUUGAUUUAUGAUACAGUAUAAUCAAUAGAUGUAAAUUGAUCCACUGAUGUAUAAUCCUUGCAUUACAGUGUAUAUUAUACGUGGAUAUUUCUGGUAUAUGGAAGAUUGAUCCUUCACAGAUGGCAGCAUCGGUGAAUGCAUUUUACGUUUGUUGUUAUUCACAACAUUAUUGUUUCAAGUCAAUUUUUUUGUGAUAAGUUAUCAUGCUGUAAUAAAAAGAUGUUUUAUUGAUUGAA
Molecule: messenger RNA, 3778 nt
Organism: Saccostrea cuccullata (small rock oyster)
Lineage: Eukaryota; Metazoa; Mollusca; Bivalvia; Ostreida; Ostreidae
Product: von Willebrand factor D and EGF domain-containing protein-like
Exons: 19
Coding region: 67-3246 (1059 amino acids)
Cellular component (GO): extracellular matrix
Source: RefSeq, a predicted model, not a curated record